Molecule: messenger RNA, 442 nt
Organism: Meriones unguiculatus (Mongolian gerbil)
Lineage: Eukaryota; Metazoa; Chordata; Mammalia; Rodentia; Muridae
Product: large ribosomal subunit protein eL34-like
Exons: 1
Coding region: 1-372 (123 amino acids)
Biological process (GO): translation
Cellular component (GO): ribosome
Molecular function (GO): structural constituent of ribosome
Source: RefSeq, a predicted model, not a curated record
AUGGUCCAGGAUAUGACAUACCAUCAUAGGCUCUCCUACAGUGCAGCCCCUAACAAAACCAGGCUGCCUCAAACCCCUGGCAACAGGAUUGUUUACCUGUACACCAAGAAGGUUUGGAAAGCACCUAAAUCCACAUGUGAUGCUUGCUCAGGUAGACUUCGAGGGGUUUGUGCUGUGAGGCCUGCAGUCUCUGUGAGAUUGUCUAAGACAAAGAAGCACGUGAGCCUGUGGUGGUUCCGUGUGUGCCAGAUAUGUGCACGACAGGAUCAACAGGCUUUCCAUAUUGAGGAGCAGAAAAACGUUGUGAAAAUGUUGAAGACACAGCACAGAGGCAGGAAGCAAAACAAAUACGCAGCAUGUAUAAGUAACUAAAGUCAAGGCUUGGUUAAGAAGGAGGAAAGGAAAAGAAGGAAGAAAAAAAUGUCUUUAUGUGUUUCCUUAG